This is a messenger RNA of Geodia barretti, 1393 nucleotides long. The record is from the annotation of a GenBank genome assembly. NCBI's taxonomy places the organism in Eukaryota, Metazoa, Porifera, Demospongiae, Tetractinellida, Geodiidae.
AUACAAACCAGGCCCCAUAGCUCUCAUACUCUUGUUUAUGGUGCUGGAGUCGAUUGGAGCUCACGGGUUCGUCGGGUUCUUUGGUGGCAUCUUGCUCGUCCUGGGCUUCAUCAAGCUGUCGUUUGGCAGCAUUAUUUGCUGCCGGAAGACCAAAGCACAGGAGCACACCGAAAAGAUGGUUGAGAAAGGAGUUCCUCCAAAGAGUCCUCUGCUGGUGCAGUGCAGUGGGGAAUGUCGAGGGGCCAAGGCUGCCAGAGCCAGAUACGAGAGGAAGGUCAAGAGACUCAGAGCAGCUGGGAAGAGUCCCCACAGACUCGACGACUGGAGAAACACCUCCUUUGAGUGCCACUGCAAGUCCGAGUUGACUGACGUAAGGAUGAUCCACGUUGUCAGGACAGUGUGCUUCUUUUAUUUCUGCUGUUUACUCCCAUUCAUCUGGCUGGGACGCUGGGUCAUGUGGCGAUUCCUGAGGGACAGUGGAGAGAACAUGGCCAGGGCGGAGCAGCAGGUUCUGAUGCGGGCUAAGAAGAAAGGCAAACUGGAGAAGUAUGGGAUUGUCGACAUAGCUGCAGACUUGAAGAAGAUUGAAGAGGAAAGUGAGAAGGCCGAAAAGGAGAAACAGGAACAGAGAGCUACCAUUGAGGCUCUGGCAAUGAACAUCGACUAUACUCCCGCAGAGGGUGACAAGAAAAAAGACUUGAAAGAGGUAGAGGUACCAAAAGCAGAAAAAGUUAGAGAAAAGAGAAAGUCGACAAAGGAUAAGAUACAGCAGCAAGAUUAUGAGGGGGAGAGUACGUUAGAAGGAGCAGAGGAUGAGAGUAAAGAAGAACCUAACGGCGGGGCAGAAAAAGAAAGUGAGAGGGAGAAUAAAGAACAGAGAAAUACAAGGCAGAAAGCAAAAGCAAAGGAGGAGGAAAAGAACAGUGUUGACAUUGAAGCAUUGGCACUAACAGCCAUUCUCUCAGAGGCUGACAGGGAACAAGACUUGAAAGAGCAAGAAGAGCCACUUGAAGAAACAGAAAGAGUCAAAGAAAAGGGAAAGGUAUCCCAGCCAACGGAGACCACGAUCCAACAGCCAGGUCUAGAGGGGAAGAAAAAGUCCAAAGACCAAAGAAAGAAGGAUGAACUUGGUGGUGGUAGACCAGACGAAGCUAAAAGAGAACCACAGGCUAGUCUCAAGUCAACAGGGAAGGAGUUGGCAGUAGAGGGAGUAGCACAGAAAAGUAAAGAAAAGGAUUCAGCAAAGAAAUCUCCAAACCGGCCUAAAACAGGACGUGGGGAUAAGGUUGAGGGACAAGACAGGGAAAGAAACAAAGAAAAGCCCCGGAAAAGAGAUAAGAGCAAAAAUAGGGGAAAGACAGAGGGAUAAAGAAUCAGAGCAAGACGUAGAAAA